AUCUUGAAACUUGGACGGGUGAGGUUGCGCGCCUCAUGCUCUGUGUUGCAAAAUGGAGGCGGAGGACAAGAAAAAAUGUUCAGUGGAAGCGAGGGAAGAAAAUGGAUUAGAGAAACAGGUGGAUGGAAACAAGAAGAGUGAAGAAAACGAGGAUAAAAAUGUAGCGACCAAGAAUCAAGAAAAAAACAAUGAAGUGAAAGUGAGUGACGUCACUGUGACGGUUGGUGUCCAGGAAAAACUGAUUAUUGAAGAGCAAAAACAAAAGGAAGAGAAGAAUGGAAAGGAGAAUAAAGAGGAGACGCUCCCGCUCAAGACCCCCCCAGUCGAGGAGCACCCGGGAGGGAAGAAGAAAGAAAUCAUCCCGGCGCGAUGGAUAAUGGCGAUGCUCGGCUGCGUCGGCUUCAUGAUCGUCUACGGCCUGAAGGUUAACCUCAGCGUCGCCAUCAUCGCCAUGGUGAAUCACACGGCAGUGGCUGAGAUGGGCGGCCACCACGCCGACGAGGCCGAGGAGCACCACGGGGCCGCCAACGGCACGGUCAACGAGUGCGGCGUCGAGGAGAAGAAGGAGGCGCUGGAGGACGGGCCCUUCGCAUGGGACGACAACAUUCAAGGACUGAUUCUUGCGGCUUACUUCUACGGCUACAUCUUCACCCAGGUUCCUGGCGGUUGGGUAGCCGAGAAAUUCAGCGCAAAGCACGUGUUCGGUGUCGGGGCUCUUUUGAAUGCCCUGUGUGCCCUGCUGUGCCCCAUCGCCUCCAAAGCCUCAUACAUUGUCCUGGUCGCCCUUAGGAUAGUCAUGGGUAUUGCUGGCGGUGUAACGCUUCCGGGCAUGCACGUUCUAAUCGCCAGCUGGGCACCGCCUCAGGAAAGGAGUAAAAUCGCGUCUACUAUUUAUGCCGGCAUGACUUUGGGCACACUGGUUUGCAUGCCCUUCUCCGGUCUGCUUGCCUCAGAACUCGGGUGGGAAUCCGUCUUCUACAUUCAAGGUGGACUAUCUCUCCUGUGGUACAUCCUGUGGCUGUUUUUCGUUUAUGAUUCUCCGGCCAAACACCCAAGGAUCUCACGGGCCGAAAGACGCUUCAUUGAGGAAUCCAUCGGCACUUCUUCCAAGUCUGAGAAACCCCCAAUCCCGUGGAAGAGCGUGUGGACCUCCAUGCCCGUGUGGGCCAUCAUCGUUGCCCAUACCUGCAGCAACUGGGGCUGGUACAUGCUUCUCGUCAAGCUGCCCACCUACAUGCGCUACAUUCUCAAAUUCGAUAUCAAGGCUAACGCAGGUCUAUCAGCUGUGCCGUUCUUGUGCAUGUGGAUCUUCACUAUGCUCAACGCUAACAUCCUGGACUUACUCCGAUCCAAAAACCUCAUCACUACAACGUUUGCUCGAAAGUUCUCGACUUUCGUUGCUUCCGUCCUGCCUGCUGUCUGCCUGGUUUCCGUGACCUACGUGGGCUGCAACACAGACCUGGCGGUGGCCCUGCUCACCCUGGGCACCAUGUUCAUCGGCGGGAUGUAUUCCGGCUUCCUCUCCAACCACAUUGACAUCGCGCCGCCCUUCGCCGGCACGCUCAUGGGCAUCUCGAACACCUUUGCCACCAUCCCUGGCAUCGUCGUCCCUUCCUUUGUGGGAUACAUGACCCAUGGCAACCAAACCGUGGAGGCCUGGCGGGUCAUCUUCUUCAUUACGCUGGGCAUCUUCGGGCUGGAGGCCGUGUUCUUCUCGAUCUUCGGGUCGGGCGAGGAGCAGCCGUGGGUGAGGCCCAAACCGAAGCCGGGCGACCCCGAGCAGAUGAGGCUCAACGAGGCCUAAGGAGGCGCAGUCACGAAGGCUAAACCUCACGGGAUCUAAGAACGCACCACUAAAGAAAUGAAUGAGGUGAAAGAGGCGAGGACGAGAGAGAACGAGAGAUAAGAAGGGAAGGACGAAGGCCUAAUCUCAGGGUUAUGAUUAGGCAUUUUUCGUCCUGAUUUGGGUCCUCUCGCAGAAUAAACAACACAAAUAGAUGUAUAUUCGAGAAAUCAUGCGCCUAGAAAUUACUAAAGUUACAGAUGUACUGAGGUGCAUGGCAAAUGGGGCAACCAGAAGGAACUGGUCCAUGGCAAUUACUGAUACGAGGAUGUAGUCAUGAUGCUCUUGUGUGGUUCCAGUAUAAGCCUGUAACUUUUUUUUUUCAAAUUUAGAAGAUAAGUGUAUAUAUUAUAUACAUAACUGAGUGAAAUGUUUGAAGGAGAAAAAAGACAGUGAAAGAAUUCUUUACUAAAAUGGAACGACUAUUCUAAAAGCAAAUUAAUUUACAUGACUUGCACAUUCGUUUACCAAUAAGGUUUAAGUAAUAUAUAUGAUUAAUAAUGAUGAGAAAGUAACCAUCCUGUAUAAAAAUGACCCGACAGGAUUUGUUUAAACGUCUAUUAUAAGUAAAUUCAAAGAAUGAAGUAGAAGAAAGCUACUUUACAGUUAAUGGCUAUAUACUCCAGUUAUUUUCUUUGUUAGCUUUCUGAAGGGUAUGCUAGUAAAUUUAGCUGUAAAAUUAAUAUAUUUUCAACUGCCUUCCUAUUCAAUAUAAGUAUAUCCAAUAUAAAGAGUAGUCAUAUUGUGAAUAAGCAAUGAAUGGAAUUCAGUUCAUCUGGGAUUUCGUAGUAAUUGUUCGUCUGGAGAUUGUUCUACGUUCUGUGAAUGCAAAUGAAUGCUAUGUGUUCAGAUGUGUUUUAGGAAUAUACACAUUUUUAUCUAUUAGUUUAGGAAUAACGACCAUCAAUGGAAAUGGUGAUGUUGUCGCUUUACACAAUUAUACAUUCAUACGUCGAUCUGCAUAAAUAGCUGUGUAUUUAUAGUAUAUCAUCAUGUUAACACGUCGCAUAGCAAGUAGUUGUGUAUUCAUACUGUACAAUGUAAACCUGUCAUAUGUAUUAUAUUUACAUGUUACAAAAAGGGAAUACUGAAAAGAGUUAUUUUUCCACGGAUAUUUAUUUUAAAUCUAUAUCUACUGAAGAGAUUCCUCUGUAGCAAGAUAAUUAUUUUAUAUCACUUUGUACAAGUGAGGUUCGGAAAAAAUACCAUACAGCAGACCGCCAUAAUUAUGUAAUGUGAAUAGAAGAACUAAAUAGUAUAAUGCAUGUUGUACGCACUGCAAAGUUCCUUGGCUUUUUUCUGUUAUUAAGAAAUGCCAAACAAAUUCAGACGGCAUCGCAAAAACUAUUGGGGUGAGUUCAUUUAUGAUAAAACAGGCCUUCGUCAGUAUACUACAGUGUACGUACGCAGCCAAAGUCUUGGUUCUGGCCGUCCUCAGAAAAGCUUCAGACCAGGGGUUCCCAAAUUGAUGUGCACAUAUCCUUGGGAGUAAGGGAAGGCAUUUUCCCCGGGAUAUUCGUCUUUCUUGUCAAAUAUGUUUAUUUUUCUGUUACAUCUGUUUAAAGGAUCAAUCUCUUUUAUUUCAGGAUCUUGCUCGCUUUGCAAGAUUCAAUAACAUUUUAUGCAGGGGUAUGCAGCUGACUUUAAUUUGGGAACCACUGCUUAAGAUCAACCACAAUAACAUUUCCUCCCCCAAAAAUAAAGAUAAAAAAAGAAAAUUGCAUUAAUCAUAAAUGUAUUUUUUACUAAUGUGUUCCAAAACCCUUGAGUAGUAUUUUCCCCAUAAACCUGUUUCUUGAUUAGUCUUUUGUUGUUUUUGUGAAAUAAUAAAGGAAUUAUUUUGAAUAAUCACUCUUACAUUUGUUUACCACAGCGUGACUGCGUACAGGCGAAGGAGCGUAAGAAACAAGUAGAAAUCCAAAAUAAAGGUUUUCUUAAGUGCGCAAAUCGAGUAUUCAUUUUGCGUCUUUCUUGUCUUUCUUCAAACCGUAUUCUUAUUUAAUCGCUUUUCACUUCGAAGAAUGACUAAACAAAGGACUCGAAAGGCUGAUAUAUUUAAAAAUCAGUGUACUACAACAUACCAAGUCACUGCAUUUGUGAAAAAAAAGUGAAAAGGCAUGAUUUUUUUUUUUUUCGAAAGCAAGUGUCCAAAAAUCGUUGUGAUAUUAGGUUUCAAAUCAAAGCAGUUUGCAACCAAUAUGUAAUAUCUUUUGCGACUAAUCAAAAUUAAAUAAUGCAAAAAUUAUUCAUCCUGUAUUUGUGGUUCUAUGUCGCAAAUUACCUAAGCACUGUGAUUAAUGUGAUUUUUAUAGAUGCUAUGUAUCAGCAACAGAAACUGUAUAUGCCGUAAGCUCUUUAUAUGUCUUUGUUAUUUCCUUUUAUUGCUUGUUAUUUUCGUUUAUAUUCGUAAGUAUGGAUUCGUUCGGGCAGAAUACAGAAUGGAUCUGUAUUAUUUUUGACCGUGUAAUUAAACGUAAUUUAAAAGUCUGAGGAGAAAGAAGCA
Messenger RNA from Penaeus monodon (black tiger shrimp), 4346 nucleotides. RefSeq names its product sialin-like (gene MFS3). Lineage: Eukaryota; Metazoa; Arthropoda; Malacostraca; Decapoda; Penaeidae. Gene Ontology annotation, molecular function: transmembrane transporter activity. Bases 53 to 1804 code for a protein of 583 amino acids. The record is from RefSeq and is a predicted model, not a curated record. The transcript has 15 exons. Gene Ontology annotation, biological process: transmembrane transport; monoatomic anion transport.